AUGUCCAUCAGAGCGCCGACCUGCGGCGCUGGCGGCAACGGCGUCGCAAGUGGGCAGACAGAGAGUUCAUCGGUGACUCAAGACGGCGGUGGCAGUUACGUUUUCGUGACGACUGAGAAUGGUGAACUACGGGGCACCGUGACCACCUCGCUGAAUGGGACGGUCUACAGCAGGCUUCUCGGCAUCCCGUACGCCACACCCCCUCUGGGGGAUCUCAGGUUCCGCGCGCCGCAGCCGGCGGCCAACUGGUCGGGCACCCGCGACGCGAUGACGAUGAGCGCCGCGUGCCCGCAGAGCGGCCUCGGCUCGGAGGACUGCCUCUACCUGAACGUGUACUUCCCCGUGUCCCACGACUCGCCGCUGCCCGUCAUGUUCUACAUCUACGGCGGUGCCUUCACCACGGGCAGCGCCACCGGCAAGGCGCCGGACUACUUCAUGGACAAGGGCGUCAUGCUGGUCACUUUCAACUACCGCGUCGGCUCCAUAGGAUUCCUGAGCCUGCAGAACGACGACAUCCCUGGCAAUGCGGGCCUCAAGGACCAAGUCAUGGCCCUGCAAUGGGUGCAACGCAACAUUGCUGCCUUCGGCGGCGACCCUGACAAGGUCACUGUUUUUGGGGAGAGCGCAGGUGGAGCCUCCACGUCACACAUGCUCCUCUCGCCGGCUGCCAAAGGCCUGUUCAGCGGGGUGAUCAUCGAGAGCGGCCAGGCGUCCGCCAACUGGACGGUGGAGCCGGUGCCUCGAGAGAAGGCGUACCGCCUGGCGGCUGCGCUCGGUUUCCAGACCGGCAACCUCACAGCAGCAGAAGAGGACGAACGCCUCGCUGCCUUCCUAAGGACAGCCAACCACGAAGACCUCACCGUCGACGACUCGCGUGCCCUCUCUGAUUUCGAAAAACGACGUCUCAGCCCCGUGGCGUGGCAACCCGUUAUUGAGCCACCGUCAGCGUCGGCAGUGGUUACUGAGUCACCGAUCAGCAUUCUCAUGGAGGGCCGCUACAACCAAGUCCCCGUCAUGACCGGCGUCACAUCCGCUGACGGGUCCGUCUUUGUUGCCAUGUCUGGAGUGAUGCAGAGCGAGUCUGUGGCGGCAGAUCUCAACGAAAACUUCACGUCCCUGGUGGGUUCUCUGCUGCCGAGGCCAACGAGGGAAGAGCAGGAGGCGGCGGCGCAGCAGCUGGAGGACUUCUACUUUGGGGACCAAGGAUUCACACAGCAACAGCCGCAGGCCGUAUAUGAUGUCUGUAUCAACAUUUAA
Molecule: messenger RNA, 1257 nt
Organism: Schistocerca piceifrons (Central American locust)
Lineage: Eukaryota; Metazoa; Arthropoda; Insecta; Orthoptera; Acrididae
Product: juvenile hormone esterase-like
Exons: 7
Coding region: 1-1257 (418 amino acids)
Source: RefSeq, a predicted model, not a curated record